Molecule: messenger RNA, 829 nt
Organism: Pyricularia oryzae 70-15
Lineage: Eukaryota; Fungi; Ascomycota; Sordariomycetes; Magnaporthales; Pyriculariaceae
Exons: 2
Coding region: 213-644 (143 amino acids)
Source: RefSeq, a predicted model, not a curated record
UCAGUCCUUGGCGUCCGUUAAUUGUCGACUGAAAUUGCCCCGCCGUUGCUUCCGCUACCAAGCGCGAUCAGUUGAGGUACAGACAGUGACACGAGCUGUAUCAAGUAACCUAGAGACGCCAAGUUCAAGGAAUCAUAGUCAAGCUCCCUGUUUGGCUGGAUUGUAAACUCAACUCGUUAAAAAUAUCGCUUGUAUCGAGAUCCGAGCUCACGAUGGCACCUAAAAAGACCAAGUCCGGCGAGAUUGACCUCUCGCUGCGCUUCAGAUUCGGGAUACACACCAUCUUCCUGCUGGUAUCACCCUUGACGACAUUUGACGACAUCUCAGUUGAGCUGCUAUCGGCCAUCCGUGAGCGCUACCCGCGCGGCCUCAGCUCAUCGAGGAUCUCACCAAACGACACUCCCAUCCCCGGCGAUGGUGAAGAGGUCAUUGUUGUGUAUGGGGCACUUGCGAGCAGGCACAACCUCGAGUCGUGGCGCGACCUCAAAAUCCAGGGCUCAGAGACGCCGGUCAGCAAGAGCAUCAAGGACGGCACCGACAUUGCCUUUCUCGUGCGUACCCCGGACGAGGAGGAUGACCCGGUCAAGUUUGUAGUCGAGUGGCCUAGGUUGGAUGAUGAUGACGAUGAGGAUGAGGAGCAAUGAGCUGGAGAUGAGGAUAUGAGUUAAUGUGCUUCAGCAUCUGGGGCAAGCACUUUUCACGACAGGCGUAUUGAAUGAAGGAAUGAUACCCGGGUUGAACUUUGCAUUUACGAUCAUUCUUGAGCCUGGACGCUUGACGAAAGACUAUAGAAUCAUAGUAGACUUUUUUCUAAUGCCAUCAGUCUGAC